This is a messenger RNA of Exaiptasia diaphana, 2776 nucleotides long. RefSeq names its product CDK5 regulatory subunit-associated protein 3. Gene Ontology annotation, cellular component: endomembrane system. Lineage: Eukaryota; Metazoa; Cnidaria; Anthozoa; Actiniaria; Aiptasiidae. Gene Ontology annotation, biological process: regulation of cyclin-dependent protein serine/threonine kinase activity; regulation of mitotic cell cycle. The coding region runs from base 91 to 1743 and encodes 550 amino acids. The transcript has 15 exons. The record is from RefSeq and is a predicted model, not a curated record.
GUUGCAAUCUUCUUUGAAAGCAAAAUUCACCUGAUUCGAACCAAAAUAUGAUUGAUUAAAUCAAUAUUAUUUAAACUAAAGACGAAAAUCAUGCAAAGAAACGGACAAGGACAGCUGGAAGAGGAGCUUCUGCCUAUAGAUAUUGCUUACAACAAAUUACUUGACUGGCUUAUUGACCGGCGUCACUGUGAUAUAAAAUGGCAAAAAGAUACCUUGGAAAUAAGGGAGAAAAUCAAUUCUGCUAUACAAGAUAUGCCGCAGGUUGAUGAGAUCACAGAACUCUUAUCAGGCUCUUUUAUUAACUAUUUUCACUGUUUACGAAUUGUGGAAUUACUGAAAGUGUCAGAGUCAUCUACAAAAAAUAUAUUUGGUGGAUAUUCUUCGCAACGAAUGAAGGAUUGGCUUGAAAUUGUGAAGCUUUAUGAGAAAGAUAACCUUGGUCUMGCUGAAGCAGCACAUCUUUUAAUACGAAAUGUCAACUAUGAAGUCCCGUCUUUAAAACGACAAAUUGCAAAAUGCCAGCAAACACAAAGAGAAUGUUCAAGGAAAGAAGCUGAAUACUCGUCAAAUGCAUCAGUGUUUAGAGACCAGUAUAAGGCAGUCUGUGAUAAAAUGGGAAUCAAGGGUGACAUGAUUAAAAAAGAACUGAUGGAUCUGCUUGGUGAACUUCCUGAUAUAUACAGUGAUGUAGCACUAGCAACACAAAAGUGUACAGAMAUAUUGGACUACUACAAGGGAUUUGUUAAAUUUGUUUCUGAAAGUUAUGAAGUUUCAGAUACUGAUCGGAGCAGUCAAAUUCUGCCACUAUUGUCAUUCUUAAGAACAAAUGGAAAUACAACAGUUUACCAAUGGCGAACUGGACAAGUACCUACUGAGAUAGAGACCAAUAAAACAAACACAGAACAAGAAAACACAAAUUCUGCUACAGAUGGUGGGAUUGACUGGGGAGACAGUAAUGGAAUUUCUGUGGGUGAAAGUGGUGACUCAGGGGGGAUAGAUUGGGGAAAUAGUGGUGGUGAUACAGCAGGAAUAGAGUGGGGUGAUAGUGGAAAUGAUUCAAUAACAGUUGCUGAAAGUGGUGACUCAGGGGGGAUAGACUGGGGAGAUGAUGGUGGUGACUCUGGGGGGAUAGACUGGGGUGAUACAGGAAUUAAUGUACAAGAUCCAUCAGCACCUGUGAUAACACUGGAGGAAUCUGGAGAAGCUGUUGAAACUGUGGCAAAGGGAAAUGAUGCUUUAUCAAUUCUUGAUAAUACUGAAACACGAAACAUGUUUCUUGAUGAAAUGAUGGAGUUGCAAGCUUUCCUCUCUCAAAGACUAAAUGAACUCAAGAAGGAUUCAGAUGUUGUUGCUGUUAAUCAGUUCCAAUCUGCACCUCGAAUACUUCAAAUCCAAUCAAGAGAAACAGUAGAAAAGAUGGSCGRUACCAUUGAUGACAUAUUGUCACAYUUAACUUCAAUGAGGGUUCAAAACCUUUGUCUUCUUAAAAGUUCACCAAGGUAUGUAGAUAGACUGGCUGACUCACUCCAACAAAAACUYAGAAUUUCAGAGAAACUAAAAACAUCCUGUAAAAACAUGGUGGAAAAGAGAAAUGAAGCAGCUGAACUUCAGAGAGACUUGGAACCUAAAUUAGAAGUUAUCCGUAGUAAGACAAAACUACUACAGGCUCAGAUAUCUCAAGAAAUUUCCAAGAAAUAUAAAAACAGACCUGUAAACAUUAUUGGAGARGUCAACUCAAUAUGAAUAAUUAAWUGAAAUAAAAUAUUUUAAAAUUGAGACAUGAUAUUUUAAGUUUUAAAAUGCUGCUUGGUAGAUAUAACUUUYAGUCCAAGAACAAAUUGGAGUUUUCAUGAGAUAUUGUAGUCUCCUUUGCAGCCUUUUGUUGUGCCUAAGUAGGACCAACAAAGGGGUAGGCUCCAAAGGAGACGUUUUCCAGGGGAGAAACUGAAAGUGAGACCAUCAGGCAGGGAAAUUGGGAAAUCUAUAGAAAAUCUAUUGAAAGUUUCUGCCAUGAAUAAAUUCAUUACAAAGGAUGCUACAAUUCCAUGCAUUAGACCAAAUUUCCAAACCCUUAGUGUUAGUCUUUUUGUAAUGUUUUGAAUAUAUUACAAAGUAUAGUACAGAAUUAUUAUUAUUUAUAAUUAUUUCUCAGUGAUGUGAAAAACUGCUCAUCCUCUAACAACAGUAUGUCGAUGAAUGAUAAGUCUGACACACUUAUCAAUUUACAAACACUUUUUUUUAGCAUUUUGAAUGUUUGUUAUGAUUUAAUUGUUAUUAAAAAACYUAUCUGUACAUCAUCUGAUUUAUUUGAGGAAGUCUGGCCCACAUGCAUCCAAGAAAUCAUUCCUUUUGUUUUGCAAAAGAUCUCUUGUUAAGGUGAUUUCUGAUUUGUUCAAAAUCAAAGAUGAAUAUUUGUAUGUGAGAAAACUGUACAAAAAGUGAUUGGAUGCACGUAGCUAGGUCUUUAAUACAUGAAUGGAUGAAUGGAUGUAAAAGCAAACCACCACAUUGUCAUUGCUAUGGUAUAUUUUACUUUUGAUGGACACACCUGAAUACUACAAUAAAUCACCAUGGUUACAAUAAAAUGUAGAAAUGAUGUCUUUACUAUUGCUAGUAUUUCGGUAAUUAUGAAUUGGUUAAAUGUAGUAUAAUUUACACUAUGUAUAAAAACCCAUAGAUUUUGUUAAAUAAAAAGAAGUCUCUGGGACAGCUAUGUAAUAUGAACAGUAUUGUACACGUAUAUUGUACAUGAACAAAGCGCAGCUUAAUCUGAGGA